Molecule: messenger RNA, 2514 nt
Organism: Microthlaspi erraticum
Lineage: Eukaryota; Viridiplantae; Streptophyta; Magnoliopsida; Brassicales; Brassicaceae
Source: the annotation of a GenBank genome assembly
AUGGCGGAAAUCAAAGUGGAGGAGAGGAGGAGUCACGAUGAACACUUACUCGUAUCCGGAGAAACCGCUUCCACUCAAAGCCUCCCCGCAAAGAGACGGCUUGCUUCUCUCGACAUCUUCCGCGGCCUCACUGUCGCUUUGAUGAUCCUCGUGGAUGACGCCGGAGGAGAUUGGCCAGCGAUUGCACACGCUCCUUGGGAAGGUUGCAAUCUGGCGGAUUUCGUCAUGCCUUUCUUCUUGUUCAUCGUCGGCGUCUCCAUCGCGCUUGCCUUCAAGAGGAUCUCGAACAAAUUUGAAGCUUGUAAGAAGGUGGGUUUUAGGACCUGCAAGCUCCUCUUCUGGGGUCUUGUAUUGCAGGGGGGUUUCUCUCAUGCUCCUGACCAAUUAACCUAUGGCGUUGAUGUGACUAUGCUGAGGUUUUGUGGGAUUCUCCAGAGAAUAGCUUUAUCCUAUUUGGUAGUAGCAUUGGUCGAAAUCUUCACAAAGGACUCACAUGAUGAGAAUCUGUCAACUGGAAGGUUCUCAAUAUUCAAGUCAUAUUAUUGGCAUUGGAUUGUGGGUGCAUCAGUUCUCGUGAUAUAUCUGGCCGCACUCUAUGGAACGUUUGUUCCUGACUGGGAAUUCAUUGUCGUUGAUAAAGAUAGCACUCUCUAUGGGAAAAUCCAAUCUGUACAAUGUGGAGUGAGAGGAAAGCUAAACCCUCCUUGCAACGCUGUUGGAUAUGUUGACAGACAGGUUUUAGGGAUCAAUCAUAUGUAUCACCAUCCUGCGUGGAGACGAUCCAAGGCUUGCACCAGUGUUUCCCCUUAUGAGGGAUCAUUACGCCAAGAUGCACCGUCAUGGUGCCAUGCUCCGUUUGAGCCUGAAGGACUCUUAAGCUCCAUAUCUGCUAUUCUUUCUACUGUCAUCGGAGUACAUUUUGGACACAUCAUCUUACACUUGAAGGGUCAUUCAGCUCGGUUGAAACAUUGGAUCUCCACUGGUCUCGCUCUCCUCACUCUCGGACUCAUUCUCCAUUUCACCCACUUGAUGCCUUUGAACAAACAACUCUACAGUUUCAGCUACAUAUGUGUGACCUCCAGUGCAGCCGCGCUCGUCUUCUCUUCCUUGUAUUCGCUGGUGGAUAUAUUGGAGUGGAAGGUCAUGUUUCUGCCUCUAAAAUGGAUAGGCAUGAACGCAAUGCUUGUUUACGUGAUGGGAGCUGAAGGCAUUUUGGCUGCUUUCUUCAACGGUUGGUACUAUCGCGACCCUCGCAAUACACUGAUAAAUUGGAUUCGGGAGCAUGUUUUUAUCCGAGUUUGGCAUUCAAAAAGAGUUGGUGUCCUUCUCUAUGUCAUUUUCGCGGAGAUUCUCUUCUGGGGCUUGGUCACUGAGACGGAAGAGGAAGACGAUUCACUAUUUUCCCGCCACUUUCACUGUCUUUCCCAAAUCCCUCCGGUGGUGAGCAAGAUGUUGUGGGUUGACAAGUACAGGCCGAAAUCGCUGGACAAGGUCAUCGUUCAUGAGGAUAUCGCCCAGAAUCUCAGGAAAUUGGUUACCGAGCAAGAUUGUCCUCAUUUGCUCUUCUAUGGGCCGUCAGGCUCGGGUAAGAAAACCCUAAUCAUGGCGCUUCUCAAGCAGAUUUAUGGUGCCAGUGCAGAGAAGGUGAAAGUGGAGAACAGGGCGUGGAAAGUUGAUGCUGGGAGUAGAACUAUUGAUCUUGAGCUGACUACAUUAUCAAGCACGAAUCAUGUGGAACUUACUCCAAGUGAUGCAGGCUUCCAGGACAGAUAUAUCGUCCAGGAGAUCAUCAAAGAAAUGGCCAAGAACAGACCAAUUGACACGAAAGGAAAGAAGGGAUAUAAGGUAUUGGUACUAAAUGAAGUUGACAAGCUCUCACGAGAAGCACAGCAUUCUCUGAGGAGAACAAUGGAGAAAUAUAGCUCAUCUUGCCGUCUCAUCUUGUGCUGUAACAGCUCUUCGAAGGUUACAGAAGCCAUCAAGUCUCGUUGUCUUAACGUUCGCAUAAAUGCACCUUCGCAGGAAGAGAUAGUGAAAGUGUUGGAGUUCAUUGCGAAGAAAGAAAGUCUGCAAAUGCCCCCAGGUUUUGCUGCUCGUAUUGCGGAAAAAUCAAAUCGCAGUCUUAGAAGAGCUAUUUUGUCACUUGAGACUUGUCGUGUCCAAAACUAUCCUUUCACAGCUAACCAAGUGAUUUCUCCCAUGGACUGGGAAGAGUAUGUUGCUGAGAUAGCAACUGACAUCAUGAAGGAACAGAGCCCUAAAAGCUUGUUUCAGGUGCGAGGAAAGAUGUACGAAUUGCUAAUUAAUUGCAUUCCACCAGAAGUUAUUCUGAAGAAACUUCUUCAUGAAUUGCUGAAGAGACUGGACUCGGAGCUAAAGCUCGAAGUCUGCCACUGGGCUGCAUAUUAUGAACAUCGAAUGCGAUUAGGUCAGAAAGCCAUAUUUCACAUUGAAGCGUUUGUGGCCAAGUUUAUGAGCAUUUACAAAAACUUCCUCAUUUCAACAUUUGGGUAG